Funneliformis geosporum is the source of this 149-nucleotide messenger RNA. NCBI's taxonomy places the organism in Eukaryota, Fungi, Glomeromycota, Glomeromycetes, Glomerales, Glomeraceae. The record is from the annotation of a GenBank genome assembly.
GUUCCAUGUCUGAAAAUGAACAAUGGAGAUAUAAAUGCAUGGAUUUCAAAAAAAAACCCCCAUUUGCUAAGAGAUUUUUUGUUGAAAAGCGUGUAUUUUUAGGAAUGAAUGCGAAUCAUAAUCAAAGGGUCAUCGAAGUUAUUGAUCUC